Molecule: messenger RNA, 2828 nt
Organism: Helicoverpa zea (corn earworm)
Lineage: Eukaryota; Metazoa; Arthropoda; Insecta; Lepidoptera; Noctuidae
Exons: 2
Coding region: 919-2775 (618 amino acids)
Molecular function (GO): protein dimerization activity
Source: RefSeq, a predicted model, not a curated record
GACAUAAUGUACUUUGUGGUUUGGGACGAUUAGAAAAUAAAAUAGUAAUAUACAUCGAUAUAUAUGUACUACGUACUAGAUAGAAUAGAACGUUCCGACCGAACAAAAAGCUUACCACACUGAAAUGCACUGCAGACUUUGCAUUGCCCACAGUGAUGCCAGAUGGGGGGGAUUCCCCCCAAAUUUGGGGGUAUUUUCAGGCCUUGGGGGCAAUUUCGGGGGGACAAAUCCUUUGGGGGAUUAUGCGGAGGGAACUAAAACAGGCUUGGGGGGAAUUGGGGUUUUUUGAAAAACAUUAAAAUCUUUUUUUUUUUUCUGUACGCGAUUAAAGGCGCUUAUUACAUAAUCUGCACACAUCCACGCACACUCACACACUCAAACACGCACAACGAUGUGUAGGGUGGUACGAGUACGAACGAACAUCGAUGAUAGCCGAGCGGUGCCGAAGCGAAGUUGUCAUUGUCACUGUCACGCAGCGCAGCGCGCAGCCGCAGUCAGUCGUUUGUUCGGGACUUCGGGUCGGACAAACAGGUUUAUUUAUACCGCCAAUUGCUGAGUGUGUGCUAUAUUAUUAAAUUGUAAAUCCUAAAAAGUGAGUGAAGAUCAUGGAAAAGACCAAACCAAAAUAUGUAAGAAGAUAUAGAAAGGAGUGGGAACAGGACCCAACAUUUAAAGGUUCGUAAUUCUGAAGUAACUUCAUUAAAGUGUAGUGAUUAUAACCUAAAUGAAGUAAUGUCUCAUAAAAGAAUUUUAUGUUUGUAGCUCUGAAUGAGUUACCACUUGGACCAGCCGUUUAAACAUCAAGUAGAUAUAUGAAUAUUUCAAAAGGAGGUAUAAAUGUAAUAAGGUAUAAGGUGGCUGACAGUUUGCAUCGGUGACGAUACAAAAGCGUGGUGCAAGGCCUGUAAGUGCACAUUGAUGUCUCAUAAAAAGGAUUUAGUAGAACAUUCCAAAACUAAAAAACAUGACCAAUGUUUAAAACGAUCUAAUAUAGUUGGUCAGUCAAGUAAAAUGUCAAAUUUUUUUGAAAAGCCCUUGAAAGAGCCAAGAAAAAGAGCAGAAUUAAAAAUUGCUGCAUAUGUUGCUGAACAUUCAAGUAUUAAAUCUGUGGAUCAUCUAGGUAUACUGAUUAAAGAUUUAGAUCCAGCUGCUCCAGUUUUGAAAGAUUUGAAGUUACACAGGUCAAAAUGCACUGCUUUAAUUAGAAAUGUUAUUUCUCCUUGUUUCUUGGAAGAAUUAUUGGAAGAAGUUGGAGACAAUCAUUACUCAAUGAUCAUUGAUGAAACAACUACUAUUGACACGAAAAAAGUAAUGUGUGUGAUUAUAAGAUUUUUCAGUGAAAAACAGAAUAAAAUUAUUACUCAGUUUUACAGAUUGAUUGAAAUAGAAUCUGCAGAUGCAACUUCAUUAACUGAUAAGUUUAAAGCGCAACUGACUGCUGAUGGCCUAAACACAGGAAAACUUUUGGGUAUAGGAGUCGAUGGUGCUAAUGUCAUGGUUGGUGAACAUCACUCGUUUUCCUCUAUUUUGAAAGAAGGAAACCCUGAUCUGAUAACUAUUAAGUGCGUUUGUCAUUCAUUACAUUUGGCGGCUGAAAAUGCAUUCAAAACGCUCCCCCGGUUUCUUGAUUUUCUCAUUAAAGAAUGCCAUAACUGGUUUUCAAACAGUACGAAAAGACAGACUGAAUACAAGCAAAUAUAUGAAUUACUGUACGAUGGAAAAACACCAUUAAAAAUAAACAAACUAGCUGGCACUAGAUGGUUAUCUAGAUAUGAGGCACUCAUUAAAAUUUUAGACCAAUGGGAUGGAUUAAAACUACACUUUGACAUGGCCAAAUCUAGAGAAAGGUGUUAUACUGCGGAUCAAUUGAGCAACAUCCUCAAAAGUAAGGCAAAUUUGUUAUACAUGACUUUUCUCGGGACUUACCUCAAAUAUAUUACCAUGACAAAUAAAAUGUUUCAAGCCACUGAUGCAGACCCUCUGAAGUUGCUUGAAGAAGUUAAUAAUUUAUUAUUAACCUAUUUAACAAUUUUAAUACCUCCAGCGCAACUGGAAAAGGCGGACAAACAUAGUUUAUGUAACUAUGAUUUUGAAAAGUACAUAAUGGACUCAUCGUAUAUGAAUUUCGGGUAUUCAUUUAACGAAAAGUCAGAAGGUAUAAGAGAACAUGAAUUGAAAGAUAUAAAACAGCGCUGCAAGGAGUUUCUUAUAGAAAUCUGUAAACAAAUACAGAAGAGAUUACCAAAUAAUAUGAAGACGUUAGAAAAUUUGAAGUUACUGAGUCCGAAAAAUGCGACGUCUCAAAUCAAACCGGACAUAACCAAUUUAGCAAAAUCUUUUAAAACCGUCUGUAAUGAUGUCGACUCCUUGGUACAGGAAUGGAACGCCUUACACAGAACUACCUGGGAAUCGACAAAAACUACUGAGGAAUUCUGGGUGGAAGUGUACAAUUUUAAAAAUGCUGUGGGUGAGAGAACCUACGGAAAUGUUAGCAAAUUGGCAUUAGCCAUUUUAUCAUUACCUUUCUCCAACGCAGUGGUGGAAAGAGCCUUUUCUCAAGUGACUAUCAUUAAAGAUAAAUUGAGAAAUCGAUUGGCCACCGCCACUGCGGAAUCAAUCUUAAGAAUAAGAUAUACAAUGAUAAAAGGCUGUAUAAGUUUUAAUCCCACUGUCAAGAUGCUACAGAGAUUCAACUCUGAAAAAAUGUAUGGCACUGAUGAAGCAUGUGGAGAUACAGAAACAGAUGCAUUAAUGGAAGCAAUUUCUGAAAUUUAAAUGUUUUGCCUAUUUUUGUGUUUUUUCUUUACAAAUAAAAUAAUUUUCCAACA